Aspergillus alliaceus is the source of this 1492-nucleotide messenger RNA. Its product is annotated as phosphatidylinositol-3,5-bisphosphate binding protein HSV2. NCBI's taxonomy places the organism in Eukaryota, Fungi, Ascomycota, Eurotiomycetes, Eurotiales, Aspergillaceae. The transcript has 5 exons. The record is from RefSeq and is a predicted model, not a curated record. Gene Ontology annotation, molecular function: protein binding; phosphatidylinositol-3,5-bisphosphate binding; phosphatidylinositol-3-phosphate binding. Bases 154 to 1296 code for a protein of 380 amino acids. Gene Ontology annotation, biological process: protein lipidation; nucleophagy; protein localization to phagophore assembly site. Gene Ontology annotation, cellular component: cytosol; phagophore assembly site membrane; extrinsic component of membrane.
UGAUAACUUAGCAUUAACGUUCACGUGGGUAAUCUAGGCUGUGUCUUUGUGCUAUCUUAAAGACAUAAGGCGCCUUGAAGGCCCUCAAGAUCUUCUAGGGGUUCUCCUCGCUAUAGCACAGAUUCAGCCUCUCAGUUUAACGGCCUUUCUUUCAUGGUUGGCAUCAUGAAUACCCGACAGGUUAUUGAUGAAUCUGUGGGACCUUUCUCCCUCUCUGCAGCUUUCAAUAAUGACAACUGCUGCUUUUCCGUUGGACUGGAUACCGGAUUCUGUGUCUUUACUGCUGACCCUUGUGAGCUAAAGGUGUCGAGAGACUUUAAUGCGGGCAUCGGUGUCGUGGUAAUGCUCGGUCAGUCAAACUACCUAGCCCUCGUCGGUGGAGGAAGACAACCCAAAUUCCCGCAGAACAAGCUGGUUAUCUGGGAUGAUGCAAAACAGAAAGCUGUUAUUACUCUCGAGUUCCGCACCUCUGUACUGGGUGUCCGCUUAUCAAAGUCACGAAUUGUCGUCGCCUUGUUGAACAGUAUCCACACCUUUGCAUUCUCGAACCCCCCACAGAAACUUUCUGUCUUCGAGACAACAGAUAACCCCAUGGGACUGGCAUGCUUGGGACAAAAGCUGCUGGCUUUCCCAGGCCGAUCUCCCGGGCAAGUUCAAUUAGUUGAGCUAGAGACAGGGAAUGUCAGCAUCAUACCUGCACAUAGCUCGCCAUUACGCGCUAUGGCACUAAGUCCAGAUGGAGAGGUUCUGGCAACAGCGAGUGAAAUGGGGACUUUGGUGCGGGUGUUCUCCACCAGCAACUGCGCGAAGAUGGCUGAACUACGGCGGGGGGUCGAUCAGGCAGUGAUCUUCUCUCUCGCCAUCUCGCCUUCGAACAAUCUAUUAGCCGUAACAUCUGACAAGUCUACUCUACAUAUAUUUGACCUCCCUCACCCACGAAACCCACCCCAUCGCAACCCGGUAGCAUCUCCAUUAGAAGAAGAAACAAACCAGAAAUGGGGCAUUCUAGGGAAAAUCCCGUUGCUACCAAGAGUGUUCUCAGAUGUUUAUUCAUUUGCAAGUGCUCCGUUUGAGGUGGGUGACGAAUCAGCCCCAGGCUCUCAGCUUGCACCACCCCUUGGAAGCUCGUUUGGAAGGCCUCUUAAAGGUAUAAUUGGAUGGCCUGACGACCAAACGAUCCUUGUUCUUGGAUCAGGCAGGGAUGGGCGUUGGGAGAAGUUCGUCCUCCGUGAAGGCGGCGAUGGAAAGCGCUACUGUAUGAGGGAAGGUUGGAAAAGAUACCUAGGAGGCGGUUGAAGUGAGUGAGGGGUCUCCGCCACAUUGUGCGGAGAUGAGGUCUAGCAUUAACAGUACUACCUAUGCGCGUUUUGUUAGGAUACUCAUGUUCUUUUCAUUACAAGCAAUUGACCGCUUGUUUGACAAGCGCUGUGUCGAAAGUUGCAGAAUGAAACCAUCUGCCAUAUGCAGAAAGAACCUGCUGGGUUUCAUUCUG